AUGUCUGGUGAGACCAAAAUCACCGCUGAUCCCAGCGAGACUGAGAAAAGCCCCGUCUAUGACGGCCAGGGCACCGAGGAAGAUCCGUUUGUGGUGGAAUAUCAGAAAGACGACCCUGGAAACCCGAUGAACUGGGGCUCCUUUCGAAAGUGGUUCAUCACCGUCAUUGCGACCAUCUCGGUCUUUGCCGUCACUUUGACCUCCUCUGCGUAUUCCGUCUCUGCCGACCAGAUCCUGGAAGACUUCCCUGUCAGCGAUGAGGUCUUUACCCUCGGUCUCUCGCUCUUUGUUCUGGGAUUUGCCAUUGGUCCUGCUGUCUGGGGUCCCUUAUCCGAACUAUAUGGAAGACGAAUGCUGUGGGUGAUCACUCACGUUGCCAUGGUAGCCUUCCUCGGGGGAUCUGCCGGCACAUCUCCCCUGGUGAAUUCUGGCGGCACGAUCACCGAUCUCUUCUUACCCGCCCAGCGCGGCCUCGCCGUCACCGUCUACGCCGUUGCCCCCUUCCUGGGCCCCGUCCUGGGCCCGGUGAUGGGGGGGUUCAUCUCCGAGAACAUCGGCUGGAGAUGGGUGCAGGGCAUGUGUACCAUCUUCAUCGGCGUCGUGGGGAUCCUGGGGAUCAUCUUCAUUCCUGAGACCUACGGCCCCGUUCUGCUGCAGCAACGAGCGCGCCAUCUGUCCAAGACGCACGGAAAGGUGUAUAUCAGUGUCUUGGAGAAGAACCAGGGCAAGAUGAAGCCAUCGGAGGUGUUUGCGCGCGCCCUGAUCCGGCCCUGGAUUUUUCUCUUCCUCGAACCGACUGUCAUGGUCGCCGCCGUCUACAUGGCCAUCAUCUAUGGCACGGUCUACAUGUUCAUGAGCGCGAUGCCAAUCGUUUACAAUGAAGAUCGCGGCUGGAGCGAGGGCAUCGGCGGCCUCUCGUUUCUCGGCAUCACCGUGGGACUCGUCUUUGGUCUGGUCUACGCCAUCUGGGACAACAACGGCCGGUAUAUGAAAUUGGUCUUGUCGAAAGCCACGACGCCCGAAUCUCGCCUUCCACCCGCCAUUGUGGGCGCGGUGGCCCUGCCCAUCGGGAUGUUUGCCUUUGCCUGGACCAACUAUCCCAGUAUUCACUGGUCGGUCAGCAUCAUCCUGUCUGCCCCCUUUGGAUUUGGCUGCGUGCUCGUUCUGCUGCCCAUCAUGAACUACCUGAUCGACGCCUACACCAUCUACGCUGCCUCUGUGCUGGCCGCGGCCGCCAUCUUCCGCUGUAUCGUCGGCGCCGUAUUCCCUCUCUUCAACACGCAAAUGUACGACAACUUGGGGAUCCACUGGGCGUCCAGUAUUCCGGCCUUUAUGACCCUGGUGUGCAUGCCGUUUCCACUCAUCAUGCAUCGCUAUGGCAAGCAGGUCCGCAUGAAGUGCAAAUAUUCCUUCGAGGCGGCGGAAACCAUGAGGAAGAUGCAGCAGGCCACUCAAGCAUAG
This is a messenger RNA of Penicilliopsis zonata CBS 506.65, 1461 nucleotides long. RefSeq lists its product as hypothetical. Lineage: Eukaryota; Fungi; Ascomycota; Eurotiomycetes; Eurotiales; Aspergillaceae. Bases 1 to 1461 code for a protein of 486 amino acids. Gene Ontology annotation, biological process: transmembrane transport. The transcript has 3 exons. The record is from RefSeq and is a predicted model, not a curated record. Gene Ontology annotation, molecular function: transmembrane transporter activity.